AUGGAGGACUUUUUGCGAAAAUACCCAUUCCUGGUGCAGAUGGAACCAUCAUAUUUUAUAGGGCUGUAUAAGCAAGUUUUCAAAUUGGAAUUUUGUUUCCCAUGUUAUCCAUCCACGGAAAAGCACAGAGUAAAUGUGUUUCGGGGUAAUUCCCCGGUAAUUUUAGGCCCAGAGCUAUCAGCCAUCCCCGAAGUUGAUAAUUAUGUUGACAGCCUGCUAAAAUCUCUUCAACGUUUCGACACUAAACUUAAUGCUCAUUCAUCGUCUGCUAUAAGCAAUCAGGAAUCAACGGUGUUGGUUAUGCUAUCAUUGGAGAUACUAUCGAUUAAUCGUCAAUACGGUUGUCAAGCAGAAUUUGACCAAAAUUUAACGGUUGUAGAAUUUUCGUGCUUUGAAAAUAAAGAAAAGCACAAGAUUACACUAAAACGAACUAUAGGCCACGAUUACAGAGUGAGCCAGCACACUCUACCCGUUCUUCAAGUAUCGGAGAUGUUCAAACGGCAGACCUCGCUGCAAAGACACAUUCAAACGUUUUUGGAUACUCUCGAGCAGCUAGACGAAUUUUACAACAAUUUAAACACCAUCGAUGAACUCUGUUAUGUUAUACUUCCCGCCAAGAUAGACACCAGAACCACCUACAGAAUUUUCAAAUAUGAUCAGAAAGUGUUUUUGAAAGUUGCCCUGCAUCCGCUACAACAAACCGCGGUGGAUAUAGCGUUUUUUGGCCCCACAAAAUUAGUUGCUAAGCUAAGAGAAACCUACGAUGAUAGACAGAAAGAUUGGGACCCGGAAUAUAACGUUUACACCAAUUUACUUCGAAUAUUCAACAUGAUUGCUUUUCCGAUGCGACCAACUGGACCUGUAGGUAGUGCAUCGGAAUGCGAAACAUCUUGUGGCAUCUGCAUGGACUAUCACGAUACCGAUGACCAUAUUCCAAUAAUUUCGUGUGACAAUGACCAAUGCAAGCUUAUUUUUCACGUCCAUUGUCUCAGAGAGUGGUUUUCAGCACAACGGGAGAGUAAAAAGAUGUUCUCAAUCUCUAUUGGAAAAUGUCCAUUCUGUACACACAAAAUAUCCUCAAGUUUUGACGAUAUAAUGAGUUUGUUAGCUUAA
This is a messenger RNA of Anopheles nili, 1113 nucleotides long. It is a transcript of the gene Fancl, whose product is annotated as E3 ubiquitin-protein ligase FANCL. NCBI's taxonomy places the organism in Eukaryota, Metazoa, Arthropoda, Insecta, Diptera, Culicidae. The record is from RefSeq and is a predicted model, not a curated record. Bases 1 to 1113 code for a protein of 370 amino acids. The transcript is spliced from 3 exons. Gene Ontology annotation, biological process: interstrand cross-link repair; protein monoubiquitination. Gene Ontology annotation, cellular component: Fanconi anaemia nuclear complex; nucleus. Gene Ontology annotation, molecular function: ubiquitin protein ligase activity.